Messenger RNA from Danio rerio (zebrafish), 3352 nucleotides. It is a transcript of the gene pcdh2a10, whose product is annotated as protocadherin 2 alpha 10. The record is from RefSeq and is marked validated. Gene Ontology annotation, molecular function: calcium ion binding. Gene Ontology annotation, cellular component: membrane; plasma membrane. Lineage: Eukaryota; Metazoa; Chordata; Actinopteri; Cypriniformes; Danionidae. Gene Ontology annotation, biological process: cell adhesion; anatomical structure morphogenesis; homophilic cell-cell adhesion.
AUGGAAGCUGGAGGACAAAGGCGCACAGGGGAGCACUGGUGGAUGAUCAUCUGUUUCUGCUUUAUUCUGUGCUUUGGGCAGCAGCUUUCAGCUCAAAUAAGAUACUCGAUUCCAGAGGAAGUAAAAGAGGGAUUUGUUGUGGGAAAUAUCGCCAAGGAUUUGGGACUUGAUGUCAGCAGUUUGAUGGACAGGCGAUUUCGCAUCGUUUCAGGAUCGGAUGAUUCGCAGUUCGUGGUAAAUCCGAACAAUGGUGUCUUGCGUGUUCAAAGGAAAAUCGACAGAGAGGAGCUGUGUGAUGGUAUUGGAGCAUGCUUGAUUAAUCUUAAAAUAGUGGUGGAAAAUCCACUUGAGAUUCAUUAUAUUGCAGUUGAAAUAACUGAUGUUAACGAUCACUCGCCAACAUUCACAGAAAAAGAAAAGCGAUUAGAAAUUUCUGAAAACACUCUAAUAGGGACGCGUUUUCAGCUGCAAGCUGCGCGUGACCCCGAUAGUGGAGUGAAUUCUGUGCGCUCGUAUAAAUUAAGUCAAAAUGAGCAUUUUGAUUUAGAAAUAAGAGACCGGGCAGAGGACAAAUUGCCUUUUCUGGUUUUACAAAAGCCUCUUGAUCGGGAGAAUAAAGCUGAACAUUAUCUAAUAUUAACAGCAAUAGAUGGUGGCAAUCCGCAAAGAUCAGGAACGCUGAACAUAACAGUAAUUGUGCUUGACGUCAAUGAUAACCGCCCUAUGUUUAGCCAUGAUGUCUAUUCUUCAACUGUGCACGAAAACGUGCAACUUGGAACAUUAGUAUUGAAAGUUAUGGCAAGCGAUUCUGAUUACGGCCCUAAUGGUGAAGUGUCGUACUCUUUUGGGGGUGACAACAGCGACAAUAUAUUUCAUAUAUUUAGCUUGGAUCGAAUAACUGGUGAAAUACGAGUAACUGGAGAGGUUGACUUUGAAAAGAACAAUGUUUAUAAACUGGAUAUACAGGCAGUUGACAGUGGACAGCCGCCUUUAAACACAGAUUGUAGAGUAAUAAUAAAAAUACUUGACUUAAAUGAUAAUAAGCCUACUAUUGAAGUGACGUCACUUUCGAAUGUCGUGUCUGAGGAUUCCAAGCCUGGUACUCUAAUCUCACUCAUUAGUGUUACUGAUAGAGACACCGGUAUUAACGGGAGAGUUGUGUGUUCUCUCUCAGAGCAUGUUCCCUUUGAAUUAAAACCAUCAGUUCAGGAAAACAUGUUCUCUUUAGUGACUAAAGGGAAACUGGAUCGUGAAACUUUAUCUCAUUUUGACAUUACAAUAACAGCUACUGACUUGGGUCAGCCUCCGCUGUCCUCUUAUAAGACUCUGAGCGUGCAGGUGUCAGAUGUAAACGAUAACCCACCUGAAUUUAGUCUAAAUCCUGUCGAAUUAUAUAUGAUUGAAAACAAUGCUGCAGGAGCGCCCAUUCUCACGCUUAGUGCUUUUGAUAAAGAUCUAAAUGAAAAUGCUAUCAUUUCAUACCAGAUUAUUAAAGGGAAUGGAUCACAAAGUGAUUUGACAUCUUUCCUAAAUGUCAAUUCGGAGACAGGCGCAGUUUACGCACUUAAAAGUUUUGAUUUUGAAACAGUUAAAAAGUUCCAGUUCCACAUACUCGCCACAGACUCUGGAAGUCCAUCUCUGAGCAGUAACGUGACAGUGAACGUGUUUAUUCUGGACCAGAACGACAACGUUCCAGUGAUCUUAUAUCCAGUCAGCGCUAACGGUUCUGCUGAGGGUGUGGAAGAGAUUCCCCGUAAUGUGAACGCAGGUCAUUUGGUGACUAAAGUCAGAGCCUAUGACGCAGAUAUAGGAUACAACGGCUGGUUAUUAUUCUCACUGCAGGAAGUUAGUGAGCACAGUCUCUUUGCUUUGGACCGCUAUACAGGACAGAUAAGGACCCUUCGCUCAUUCACAGAAACAGACGAGGCCCAGCAUAAACUGGUCAUACUGGUCAAAGACAAUGGGAACGUUUCCCUCUCAGCAACAGCGACUGUGAUUGUCAAAGUUGUGGAGCCCAAAGAGGCUUUUGCAGCUUCUGAUGUUAAAAACGCAGUGAAAGACGAGGAGGAAAACAACGUGACAUUUUAUUUGAUCAUCACUUUGGGCUCGGUUUCGGUGCUUUUCGUCAUCAGCAUCAUCGUGUUGAUUGUAAUGCAGUGCUCCAAAUCUACAGACUAUUCGUCCAAGUAUUUACAGGACACAAAUUAUGACGGGACUCUGUGUCACAGCAUCCAGUACAGAUCAGGAGACAAACGCUACAUGUUAGUUGGACCCAGAAUGAGUAUCGGCUCUACUAUAGCACCAGGCAGUAAUAGGAAUACUCUAGUCAUACCAGAUCGCAGGAGGAGAGACUCUGGAGAGCCUAAAGUUCCCAGUUCAGACUGGAGAUAUUCGGCGUCCCUCAGAGCAGGAAUGCAAAGUUCUGUCCGUAUGGAGGAGUCCUCUGUGAUGCAGGGAGCUCAAGGAGUCCUGGUUCAGAACUGGCCCACCGUUUCCAGCGCUCCCGAUAAUGAGGGUGGAGAGGUGUCUCCACCUGUAGGCGCUGGAGUGGACAGCAACAGCUGGCAUUUCCGAUAUGGGCCGGGUCCCGGAGGCCCUCCGCACCUGAAACCCGGUGAAGUUCCUCCCGAAGCCUUCAUCAUCCCUGGAUCUCCGGCCAUUAUUUCCAUCAGACAAGGACAGGACGGUGACGACAAGAGCGACUUUAUUACCUUUGGGAAAAAGGAGGAGGCCAAGAAGUUAAAGAAGAAAAAGAAGAAGGAGAAGAAGGAUAAGCGGGAGAAAGGGAAGGAUGAUGAUGAUUAGAGAGACAGAGGAAGGAUGUCUUUUAAAAGACAGAAGUCUCAACGAAAGUCUGUAGAACAAAAAGUGUGCGUUUAUUAAGUCUGAGAUGCAUAUUUGGGAGCUCGUCCAAAUGUUUUCUUUUUACAAAAACGUUCCUGUUUGAUUACACAAAUACAUGGCAUCCCUUUCCAUUUCUUAAUGAUGAAACUGAUUAAUCUUGCCUGUUAGAUUACUGAUUAGUGUUCUCUACAAUUCAGACUGGAGUUGGUACGUCUGUCUUUUUCAUCCGAUUGGCUUUUGUUUUCCUUUUGAUAGGAAGACAAAAUCUGAUGUAUAAUGUUUGUUAGCUGUGUGCCGCUUCAAGUGUGUUAAAAUGCAGGAGGGAAAAAAAAAACUGCACAUGCUGGUGUAAAUAUGCAGGUCGAGGUGUGUGAAGACGCUAAGUUAACGCUUUUUGCUCAUUCACUUCUCCUGGUGCAGGAUGGGAGAAACAUCCUGUAAAACGAGAGACGCUGAUACAUACUUUCACACAGAGGACACAAAAAAAGUCUCACAUCCUCGAAAUAAA